CGCAUCUGAAACCAAAACCACAUCAAAGCUGACAUCAUUUCAUGAGCUCAUGAAGGUAUGUUCCUGCAGCAACAGAAAACACAAAUUUCACUUUUUAGAGAGACUUUCCGUACACCUUUUGAUUAUCUUCAGUUUUACGGUAGGCUUACAUAAUGUAGACAUUUGUAGUCAUAUAUUUAACCAAAUAUAUUAGUUUUAAUGUGUAAUUUAUGUACCGUCUGUUUGGCAGGAAGCCACUUGCAGUAACAACAGAGAAUUACCUCGCGCUCUCUUCCUUUCUGAAAGAAGAGAUCAUCUGUGGAAAAAGCGUUACUGUUUGUCUUGAUAUGACUCCUGCUAUAUGAACUAUUGUUUUUGCGAUUUGCAAAGAUGGAACAGAGUUUUGCUGAUCUACUUAGUGAUGCAUUUUCAGAAACAUCUGUUCCUUUAUUCCCUGAUGGAGAUUUGGACUUUGAGAAUUUAAAUUUUGAUGAAAAAUUUGAAGAGGACAAAACAGACAUCUCUCAACAAAACUUACCAACAAAGGAAGACGUUGCUCUGCACCAGGAAGCAACUGGUCAGACGGCAGUUUUGUCUAGCGUGGAAACUAAAGAUAUAUACAUGGCUGAAAAUGUUGAAAAAGAGCGGUCUGAUGAUAAAAGCAAUGAGGAGGAUUUUCAAAGUGUAGGGGUCAUGAGCACGGACAAAACAGCAGGGGAGGAUUACACAAGCUCAGAUGGAGAUUCUGAACAGGAAGGUUCUGUCUCUGGAGAAGAUGAAGAGGAUGAGGAAGAGGAUAUGGGAACAGGAGAGAAACCAGGGGAUUUGUUGAUGACGGUUCACGCAUUUUGCGAUGGUAAUAAAGAGGACAGGAUCUUUGCUGAGGGACAACCCCUGGCCCCAGAGGGUGCUGAAAACCCUCAGGUUAGAAACGAGGAGCAAGGGGAGAGUGAGGGUGAUGAGGAGGUGUGCUAUUUUGAGAGAGUCCCUGAACGUGGCAGUGAGAUGAUGAUAAAAGGUGACGGGAUUGAAGAGGAUGAGCAAGAAAGGGAAGAAGAAAAGCAAGAGGACUCGUCUGAUUCUGAGUGUGAGGGCAUGAAAGUCGAACACAAAGUAAAUGUUCUGGCUCGGUGCUUUGAGCAGGAGGUUGGAAAUCCUUGCAGAGAUGGCCCAGCGAAAGCCAGUUUGGAGUUUCCAGAAAUAUCAAAGCAAAAUCUGCAGGAUCUUAUUGCUGAAGUUGAUAGUGAGGAGUAUGAAGAGAAAAUGAAGGAUUUCUCAGGUGAGGAGCACCAAGAGGCCGGUGAGAGCUUUGCAGAUUAUCCCUCAGACUUUUCCUCAUGUGAAUAUGCAGAAGAUGGAGGAAAAAAUCAAGAAAGCAAACACCAGCCAAAUGCCUUGGCUUGUACAUCUGACAGCGGUUCAGUUGCAAAGCAGAACACCUGCCUGGAGAGACCUUUGACAGAUAUAACAUGGACGGGAAGAGCUGAGGACACUGAUGAGGAGGGAGACGAGUAUCUGUACAGCAGAGAUUUAGAGGUGGAUGCUGAUAAGUUCAGGAGCCUGGAUGUGGCAGCUGGAGAAACAGAGAUUGUCGAGCAUGUGUUGGGCGAUGCAGCUGUGACAGGGAGUGAUGAUGGAGGUGAAACAGGUGAGAGUGAUUCCUACAGCUCCAGUGACGAUGAGGUCCAAGUAAAGAGGAGUGAUGAGGAACUCCUACAUCAUUUGUUUUUACGAGAUUCUGAGACUCACCUUCACGGUGGGAGCAGUGCAGCGUUUGACAGUCGUAUAUCUGACGACUACAGCAGAGCAGAUCCAGCGGAUUUCAACAUAAAUUGGAAUCUAGAUGUGGUAACAACUGAUACCCUUCUGUCUGAAGACCUGUUAACCACAGAGGACACAGACAAAGCAGAAACACUGCUUUCAUGUGUGACUCAGCGUCCUGCAGAAGACGUCAACAGCUACUCAGUGGUACAGAGAGGGGACGCAAAAACCACAAGUCCCUCUAACCAGGGGUCCCUGGAUGAUAGCUUCUUCUUCAACACUGAACUUGAAACCUCUGGGAACACUGAGCUGGGGCAGUUGGGAGACGACGAGUACGAAGACGAUAGGAACUGGGAACAAGAGGAGAGAAUCAAGGCUUUCCACGAGUUUUAUGAUGACAGCGACAAAGAGAAUGAAAGAGAAGGGAGGCAGAUAAAAGUUAAGUUUUGUACAGAUCCAUUGUCUCAAGUCAUUCACUAUGAAACUGACAGCAGUGACAGAGAUUCACUCAGCAGCUCCACAGACGGGGAGAAGGACCUGAGCUCUGCAGAAACAUCUGAGGAAUUAAGGGAGCCUGAUGACACCAUGCAAAUAAAACCUGCUUGUGAUCCCCCGAACACUCAGCAACCAGAGAAUGUGCCAGACGUCAGCAAUACUCAAAUUUGUACCAGGAAACACAAAUGUCUCAACAUGCUAAAGCUGAUACUGAAGAUGGGUGUGGUGAUUUCACUGGGACUGCUGAUGUUCUGGUUGGCCACAGACCAAGUAGGCUGGUUUGGCCAAGCGUCGUUCUUUUAGGGCAAAACGCAAUGUUUGGUCCUUAAAACGUGUUCACAUGCCUACAGAUGAUGAAAGAAAAAUCCGAAAUGACAAUGCGACGUAAUGUGCUACACAUUACGAACUUGUGUUCUGUUUUCUGUAAUAUGCAAUUUUGUGCUUAAUAAAGAUCUCUCUUUGUUUACAA
Siniperca chuatsi (mandarin fish) is the source of this 2704-nucleotide messenger RNA. RefSeq lists its product as uncharacterized. The record is from RefSeq and is a predicted model, not a curated record. Bases 370 to 2538 code for a protein of 722 amino acids. NCBI's taxonomy places the organism in Eukaryota, Metazoa, Chordata, Actinopteri, Centrarchiformes, Sinipercidae. The transcript has 6 exons.